Callorhinchus milii (elephant shark) is the source of this 9392-nucleotide messenger RNA. It is a transcript of the gene tnrc6c1, whose product is annotated as trinucleotide repeat containing adaptor 6C1. The transcript is spliced from 27 exons. Gene Ontology annotation, cellular component: nucleoplasm; P-body. The record is from RefSeq and is a predicted model, not a curated record. Gene Ontology annotation, molecular function: RNA binding; protein binding. NCBI's taxonomy places the organism in Eukaryota, Metazoa, Chordata, Chondrichthyes, Chimaeriformes, Callorhinchidae. Gene Ontology annotation, biological process: miRNA-mediated post-transcriptional gene silencing; positive regulation of nuclear-transcribed mRNA poly(A) tail shortening. The coding region runs from base 83 to 6169 and encodes 2028 amino acids.
UACAACACGCUGUUGUAUCGCCGUACCCUCUCAGUGAUGCCGGCUGCUGGCGUACACUUCACUCCCCUGCUUUGCAUGUGUAAUGCGACUGCACUUAAUGACUGAGAUGGAAGAGAUUUCACCUGAUCUAAGGAAAAAGCCCAAAGACGUAAAGGAAUAUGCUGAGAAGACAAGACAGCUAAAAUUAAAUGCAUAUCAAAGCGACGCAUGGCAAAAAGCUGUCUUCGAAGGGAGAGAUAGCAGAGAAUCUGAAUUUAAAGCCGCAAAAGAGCCUCAGGAAGAAAUUAAAAGUGAGAAAGAACCAGAAACUAAAGAAGAGGACCAUUUGAUGGAAGAAAAGAAAAAGAAAAAGCAAGAAGACAAGAAAAAGAAGGAAGCUGCUCAGAAAAAGGUUGCUGAACAGAAAACCAAAGUGCCAGAAUCUACCAAGACCAAUCAAAACCAGCCACAGCCUGCCAAUUCCAGCAACAGCCUUUCCACCACCACUAUUACCAACAGCAGUGGAAGCAAUGGCAAGCGAGCUUCUGUUAAUAGUCAACAACAGGCUUUGUCCCGUUACCCGCCUCGUGAGGUGCCACCUCGCUUCCGGCAUCAAGAACAGAAGCAGCUGUUGAAAAGGGGUCAGCCACUGCCACCUGGGACUGCCAUCAGCAAUAGUUUAGGACAAGUGGUAGCAAAUUCUUCUCAGCACAACGUACAGCAAGCAGCUAGUGGGCAGCAGCAACAUCUAAGCAAAGGACAAACUGAUCACAGCUACAGUGGUCUGGGACCUCAUUAUGAAAAUUCCCAAUGGGGACAGUCCCCCUUCAGAAGUGAACCAAACAGCAUCUGGGAUAAAGUGAUAAUAGACGGGAGUGACAAAGAAGCUUGGCCUUCUAUUUCUGGAACCGAGACUGAAACUGCCUCAGAAUGCACAGACACUGACUCUGCCUCUAACUGUGGCUCAGAGAAUAGUAGCAUGGCUACAGGGAGUGCACCAGGCAACUUCAAUGGACAAAACAAAAAUUGCAAUAAUGAUGGUAAUGGAGCACUUGUCCAAAGCAGUUCAAACCAGAGUGCCAUUGGAGGUGGAGCAAAUGGUGGAAAUGGAAAUUCAUCCAGGGUGUGGGGUGUUGCCCCAGGCUCUGCCCCUGGUAUAGGUCACUGCUCUGCUACCAUUGGAAGUGGAAAGAUGGAUAGUAUCAUUAGUGUAAAUCCAAACUGCUGGGGCACUUCUACAUCUACUGCUAGCAUUAACCUCAAUCUUAAUCCCAAUGCCAAUCCAUCUGCCUGGCCUGUUGUUGGGCAUGAAAUUCAAGGAACUGUAGGAGGAGGAAUCACUUCCAGUGUUUGCAGUCCAAAUAUUCCCAUUGGUCAAAAUCUUGGAAACCCAAAUAGUAACCCUAAUAAUGGUCCAACAGGUAGCCUGAAUACCUGGGGAACUUUGCUGCAGCAGGAGAACACAGAUACACAAACGCCCACUUCACAGAAUGUGUCUUUCAGCGUACAACCUCAGAACCUUAACACUGAUGGACCAAAUAACACUAACCCCAUAAACUCUUCACCAAACCCUCUCAAUGCAAUGCAGGCGAAUGGACUGCCAAAUGUAGCUGUACAAGGAGGCUGGGCAAUGACUGUAGGCAUGGGUGCAAUAAACCCAUCCCAUUUGCAAAACCUUCCUAUUGCUAAUGGGGCAUCUGCAGUUUCUCAACUCAAUGGAGGCAGUGGUGAAGGGAUAAACAAUCCUUCAUGCAACUCAGUGUGGGGACUACCACACUCUAAUCCUACAACCACCAAUGGUAACUCGGGGUUCAGUCAGGGGAAUGGAGACACUGUGAAUUCCGUAUUAAGUUUAAGUGCUAAACAGGCAUUAGCAAGUAAUUCCAACAGUGCUGUACAAAAGGAUGUUGGAAACAGUGCUUGGGACUCUGGUCCUCCUACCAGUCCUGGGGUAGUGUCAUGGACAAGACCUGGUACCGUUGGGGGAUUGCACUCUGGUCCCAAUAGCAUUGGAGCUUGGGGUAGCCCAUCAUCGAGCAGGAACACUAGUAAUGGUGUAAAUGGGGAAUGGGGCAAGCCUCUUAACCAGCAUUCCAAUAAUGAAGCGAAUGGCAAUGGGAAAGGAUCAUCAUCUGGAUGGGAUGGCCUUUGUAUUACCAACCAAACUCCUGUUAUGCAGCAAGGUAAUGAACAAAUUAAUUCUUGGGCCAAACCUUCUGCUUCAGGUACCACUGCUAGUGAAGGAAGUACUGAGAGUGGUGGUAGCAACCAUGAUGGAAGUACUGGAAGAGGUAGUGGAGGAGGUCAAGGUGGUGGCCGACAAAGGAUGGAUAAAGGGAUGAAUGAUCAACAAGGGCUGCUCAAGAAUGUUGUCCCAAGGCCAGAUCUGGAUCCCAGAGUCUUGUGUAAUACUGGAUGGGGACAGACCCCAGUAAAGCAGAAUAUGGGCUGGGGAGUUGAAGAAGCCCCAAGGGUUGAGCGAAAAAAUGAUAUUGGAACCGAGGCCUGGGGUUCAGCUGCUGCCCAGUUUUCAAACUCAGGGGGAAAAAGUGAUGGGUCCACCAUGAACAGUACUAAUACCUCUUCAGUAUCUGGGUGGGGAAAUCCUCCACCUCCAGUCAUGUCUAAUAACACAGGUUGGGGAGAUAAAACAUCUAAUGGCCAAGGGGGAUGGGGGGAUUCUGCUAAUUCUACUGCUGUUACUGCUGCUGCCAAAAGUGGCCAUGCCUGGGCUGGGGUCUCCAAUCAGGAGGAGAAGCCAUCAAGCUGGGCAGACUCUCAGAAAUCUAAACCUCAUAAUUGGGGAGAAGGGCAGAAAAAUACCCAAGGCUGGACAUCAGGAGGAGGCGAUUGGACUGAUUCUGCUGUAGGACCAGGACCUUUAGGUGAAGGGAAAAAACCCAAUUCCAGUUGGGACAAUGAUAACAGAACUGGAUCCAAUUGGAAUGAAACAACCAGGUCACAGACCAGUGGUUGGGGGAAUGGUACCAAUGGCAAGCCUGGCCCAAAUGCAGGCUGGGGAGAGCCAUCAAAAUCGAAUGCACCACAAAACUGGGGUAAUAAACCUCAUGAUAAUAAUGCUAGCUCCUGGGGAGGAGCUACAACUGUUAAACAGUCUGGUUCAGGUUGGGCUGGAGGACCUUUGUCUGCAAAGCAGAAAGACAGUGAAUCCACCGGCUGGGAAGAGCCAUCCCCACCAUCUAUUCGCCGCAAAAUGGAAAUUGAUGAUGGUACCUCAGCUUGGGGAGAUCCAAGCAAUUAUGUGAAGAAGACUGUAAACCUGUGGGAUAGAAACAAUCCUGUGAUUCAUAGCAGUAACAAUAAUGUGGCUGAACAACCACCACCUCAGCCUCAUCAAUCAAGUGCCGUGCAAAACAGAUCUCCUCUACUUGGUUCAGGUUGGGGAGAAACGCUUAGCGUUCCUGCUAAAGCUGAGACUUCUUGGGGAGAACCACCCUCUCCAGCUACCACGGUUGACAAUGGGACUUCAGCAUGGGGCAAACCUCCCAACAACAAUUCAACUUGGGGAGAUCAUUCUGCGGAGUCGACAGGGAACUUUGGAAGAGGGAAUGUACCAACUGCUGUCCCACCAAUGUGCAAACCAGCCUCCAAAUCUAUGCAAGAAGGUUGGGUCAGCAGUGGAGAUGAAAUGGGCCUGAGCAGCAAUCAUCACCCAAGCUGGGAGGAAGACGAGGGGGAGAUGGGGAUGUGGAAUAACACAGCUCCUCAGGAGAGUAAUUCUUCCUGUAAUUCCUCAGGCUGGGGCAGUGCUAACAAGAAAGUACAUCAAAAGGUUAUGAAAAUGUCCAAUAAGCAAGAAGAGACUUGGCUCAUGAACCGGCUGAUAAAACAACUGACUGAUAUGGGCUUCCCUAGAGAACCAGCAGAAGAGGCCCUGAAAAGUAACAGCCUGAAUCUUGAUCAGGCUAUGGGUGCUCUGUUGGAAAAAAAAGGGGAGAUGGACAAACGUGGAAUGGGAAUGUCUGAUUACAAUGGAAUGAUUUCUAAGCCGCUCGGCUGCCGACCACCUCCUGUCUCCAAAGAGUCUUCCAUGGACCGCCCCACCUUUUUUGACAAGGAUGGCGGCCUAGUGGAAGAGUCCCCUACUUCACCAUUUUUGCCUUCACCAAGCCUGAAGCUCCCCCUUUCAAACAGUGCACACUCUAAUCAGGCCCUUGGUGUCAUUGCCUCGGGGCUGGGCAUGCAAAACUUGAAUUCUUCUAGACAGAGUGGCAAUCUAGGUAUGUUUGGCAAUAGUGGAGCAGCACAAGCCAGGACCAUGCAGCAGCAGCCACCAGUGCAACCUCUUAACUCAUCCCAGCCUAGUCUUCGUGCUCAAGUGCCUCAGUUUCUAUCCCCUCAGGUUCAAGCACAGCUCUUGCAGUUUGCAGCAAAAAACAUGGGUCUCAACCCUGCACUAUUAGCCUCGCCAAUUAAUCCUCAGCAUAUGACUAUGUUAAAUCAACUCUAUCAGCUGCAGCUGGCCUACCAGCGUUUACUCUUCCAGCAGCAGAUGUUACAGGCCCAACGCAAUGUUUCCGGAACCAUCAGACAACAAGAGCAGCAAGUUGCACGUACAAUCAACAACAUGCAGCAGCAGAUCCAGCAGCACCAGCGCCAGCUGACCCAGGCCUUGCUUAUGAAGCAGCAGCCACCACAUCCACCAUUACAUCCAUCUGCAGGCAAACCAACCAUUGAUAACCUGAGUCACCACCCGCCCCCCAGCCUUUCCGACCUGCAGACCAAAGAACAACAAAUAUCACCCAAUUCUUUCUCUGGAUAUCCCCUGGCUGGAUUGAUCCCAAAUAUGAAUGUAAGUAACAUGGAGCUAAGCGGUGGUCUAUCAAUGAAGGAUUCAUCUCAGUCCAAAUCCCGUCUAAGACAGUGGACCCACCCAAACUCAUUAGAAACUUUAAGCAGCAAUUCUUCACUACUGGACCAGAACCAGAGCAAGCAUGGUGCUAUCCCUGGAGGUCUCAAUAUUGGUCCACCAAGCAAGCCCUCCCUUGAGGAUCCCUACAGUCCAUAUGACCUGAUAACCAGCAGUGAGUCACCAGCCAGUCCACCGGUAGCAGUCAGUGAUAGCUGGACACGUGCCAAAUCCCCUGCUGAUAAGAUCUCAAAUGGCUCCAACAUUAACUGGCCACCAGAGUUUCGUCCUGGGGAGCCAUGGAAAGGACUACAGAAUAUCGACCCUGAGACUGACCCUAAUGUUACACCUGGUAGUGUCCCCAGUGGACCUUCCAUUAAUACUACUAUCCGAGAUGUGGAUCGCUACCUGCUCAGGGACAGGAGUGGAGGGUCAUCCCCAACAUCAUCUCAGAACGCCACGCUGCCUUCAUCUAGUGCCUGGUCCUUCAGUGCCUCUGGCUACACUAGCUCUUUCAGCAGCUCUGCAUCUUCACCUAAUACUGCAGCUAAAUUGACAGAUAAAUCCACUUGGUCACCUGGGCCCAUCACCCAAUCUCAAGCAUCACUAUCGCACGAAUUGUGGAAAGUGCCGCUAGGAUCCAAAAACACUAGGCCUCCGCCAGGUCUAACCAACACCAAGCCAUCACCAUCCUGGGGUGUCAAUUCAUUAGGACUUGUCUCAAGCUGGCCAAGCUCUUAUUCCUCCAAUUCUGCUUGGAGCACUGACAGCUCAGGAAGGAACAAUAGCUGGCUGGUUCUCCGAAAUCUUACACCCCAGAUUGACGGUUCAACCCUGCGGACUUUGUGCAUGCAGCAUGGUCCAUUGAUUACAUUCCACCUGAACUUGACCCAAGGAAAUGCUGUGGUUCGCUACAGUUCCAAGGAAGAAGCAGCUAAGGCCCAGAAAUCGCUGCACAUGUGCGUUCUGGGAAACACUACCAUUCUCGCUGAAUUUGCCAGUGAUGAGGAAGUUAACCGUUUCUUUGCACAAGCUCAAUCACUGACACAGACCUCGAGCUGGCAGUCCAAUACAGGAAACAAUCAGAGCCGACUUGGGUCAACCAACAACUCCCAUGGAUUGGUUCGCAAUGAUCUGGGUCACUGGAAUACUACAGCCCUGAGUGGGAAAGGAAACAGCGACUUGCUGUGGAGCGGUGUCCCCCAGUACUCCAGCAGUUUGUGGGGACCUCCUAAUGGCGAUGACGGCAGAGUAAUGGGCAGCCCGACUCCUAUAAACACCUUACUCCCUGUUGACCUUCUCAGUGGAGAGUCAAUGUAAAGGAAAAAAAAACAAUGAAGUGAUCUUGUGGAGCUAACAAUCAGCACUAAAACAACCUGACUUUGAACAUCAUUUUGACCACAACCUUUUUUGGUUUGUAAGGGGAGGGGACAUGGGAAUUCUACUUUUGUGAGCCUGGGUUUAGUAUGCACAUUGCCCUUGCUUUCUUUGUUUUGUUUGAUCCCAAAAACAUAUCAACACAAAUACUUGAAUCAAGCAGGCCAAUAACGAAAUGUGAAAACCGUCUAAUUUACACUUCCGAGAUGUUGUCAUCACAAAUAGGCUCAAACAAAAGUUUAUUGUGUGUGUGUGUGUGUGUCCGUGUGUGUGUGUGUGUCUAUGUGUGUGUUGGUGCAGAAGUAUGCGCGAGUGUGUGUGAAAUCAGUGUGAUUUUUUUUGUUUCUUUAUACAGUAUAUGCUUUUAUUUGCUUGUCGGUCAAAUUAUUAGCUUCUAACUUUGCACUGAGUAUCUGCGGCCCCUCCAGCUAAUCUUACAAAGGGGGCCAGCAGCAAUUCAUGUGUAAAUGUUUACUCAAGGACGCUCUUAAACAGUGUGAGCUCUGGAGAUAAUGUGUAUACCUACCUUUAGUGGCUUUUUUGUGGACUAAUGCAAGAGAAUUAUUACAGGAGUAUUGCACCAAUUUUCUUUCAGAGUAUAAAAUUAAAAAAAGAUUUAAAAAAAAAUUUAAAAAAAUUAAAUAUGCUCUAGUUGAACUGUGGCCAUAGCUACACAACAGAGUGGAACCCUCCCUGCAAGCAGGAAUGGGAAGCACUUGGACUGGAUAUUUUUGUGACUGAUUCGGAGGUGCCUGUGUUUCGGUAUCCUCCUGUUUACAAACUUUACAGAACUUCGAAAAAAGGAAAAAAAGAAGAAAAAAAAAGGACAGUUACUCUUCCAUCAAAACCUAUUUUCAGAAUGAAGAUAUGCUACUUCAGAGCUCUGGGAAUGAACAGUGUUGUAUUUUUUUUGGCCAUUGUUGUGUAUUUUUUUUUCCUUUGUAAAUUUUGCUCACUUUCUUGCACACAGUGGAUGAUGUCUCAGGAAGGCCUGAAUUUUCCGAGGAGCUACUCCACGCCAUUUCAUGUAUUUUAACCCAACUUCUAGCACUGAAGAAAAGAAGAAAAUACCUGUUUAUUCUGUAGCAGUUACUUAUUUACCAAAUAAUGGACACAACAAUGUUUGAAGAGUGCUUUAUGAAAUGCUUUAUGUUUUAAAACAAAUCAAUGCUUUUGAUUGUGUUAAGAGACAAUUGACAAACAUACCACAGGGUAUGUUACUGUAUAAACUCUCCUUGUCCCAGCCUGCUUGGAUCAGGUAACUUGUGCAUUAUCUUUGAAUAGGUUUUUAUUGGUUUUAUCAAGCUGGUUUGUUGCAAGGAAAAAAGCUGGUGUAAAAGAGGAUCAUGAACUAUGCACAAAUGGGUUCAAGACUUUGUUUUUCUCCUGAGUUUUAGUAGAGUGUAUUUACUUGUUUCUUCUCAGAGGGUAUUUACAUCUCAUUGCCAUUAUGUAUAUUCCAAGCCGAAAAUAGUCUUGAGUUGUAGAAAAAGCUUGAAUUUAAGAGAUCUGGGGAGGGGAGGGAGCGGAGGUCUUUAUUAGUUUAAAUUUUGCCUUUGAAUUACAAAUGUCUGUAAUCCAACAUUUUUUUUAAAAGAAUCGGUGGCUUUUAACGUUUUUUCCUCAUAGAAUGUGAUUGUAAAAGACAUGCACAGAAAAAUUGCUUUCUCGAACUACGGAGCUUCUUGAGAACUAUUAAUGAAUUGCAGUUUGUUUUUUUCCUGGCCUUUGAACAAGAUUGUUAAUGCAUUAUUUGUUUGAAAUGAAGGAUGUCUUCAGACUUCUGUCAUUUUUUUUGCUGAGCGUGCUCAAAAAAUACAAUGUAUUGUGAGCGAUCUGUUUUCCUGCUCUACUUGCUGUUGACCGUCAAGAUAGCAGAUCACCGUGGUGUAUUGCAUUCAUUGAACACGCUCACUUGACUGAGUUAGCCCCGUUUGACUUACAAAAGACAUUGCUAAGUCAAUGCGGCUCUGAAACAUUAACUGUUGAAAUCUUAAAAUUGCACCAGAAACAAACCUCUUAAAGCAAUUGUACAUCAAAGCUUAUAUACAUAUACACACUUUAAAAUUUAUUGUACUGUUUAUGUUGUAUAUCUUUCACAAUGCUUAUCCCAAAUUAAACUGACUAGUGAACCAUUCCAUGAGUUUAAUAACCUGGUCUGGUACCAGUGAGUAUGUGUAUUUGCAAUUUAUAAUCACCCAAUGGCAGGUUAGGUGCUGUCUCGGCAAACCCCCCCCCCCCUCCCCACCCCCAGCCCAGGAGCAGUGUAGAACUACAAAUGACACCAGCAUUCCUACUCGGUAUAAUGAGAGCGUAAAGGUACUGCUACUGUCAGCCCCGAGAUGCCAUUGCAAGUCUCUUGAAGAGGUUUGUCUGCACCUCUUGCAAAGGGCAGGCAGUUUGUUUCAGGUUUCAGUGCACAUUGUGAAAUUUGACUAACCUAACCUGCCAAAUGAAUCCUUUUGGAGGUUUGUUCAUCCUGUAACCUUGUGUUGAAGAAUUAGAUUUGCUGUACUGUAUAAAUGACAGGCUUUUGUAUAUAUAUAUUCUAAGUAGGGUUCAAAUUCAGUUAAUUGAAUUGUUAUGUCAAAGCACUGUUUGUAGUCUGAAACAUAAACAAAGUUGCUCACUUUUAAAUGCAGUUUCAGAGCCCAGUGUAAGUGUUAAAUGUGGGGAUGAGAUAUCAGAUGUUAAUGCCACCUACAGCACUAAGUGAAAUUUGUUUGGGGGGGAAAAGAAAUUAAAACUUGUCAAAAGUUUUACUUUUAAGAUAUCAAAGCACAAAUAGCCACAUUAAAUGCAAAACGAAAGGACAAUUUUGUUUGGAAAAGGCACAGGCAUUUUUUUUUCAGGUGAAACAUUGAUGCAUUUGAACUUUUAACGUUGAUUUGGAUUCAACCGAUUGUAAGUAAACCAGUUUGAUUCAAUUGUUUCCUUUAAUUGAGUCUUUUCCUGUCUCGUGUUUGUUUGUGCCAGAACUGGGGAAGGGAGACAGACAUGGUGCAAACCCAAGCAUUCUGAAGUGGCAAACAUUGUGCAUACUUUGUGUGCAUCAGAUAUUCAUCCAAAUCAAGUUCUCACCUUGUGACGUUUGAAAAAACAUUUUCUUUUUUGCUGUUACAGUAUGUAUUAUUGAGUCAUCAAUGAAUAAAAGAUUAUGCCUCCA